Molecule: messenger RNA, 243 nt
Organism: Penicillium taxi
Lineage: Eukaryota; Fungi; Ascomycota; Eurotiomycetes; Eurotiales; Aspergillaceae
Product: 60S ribosomal protein eL38
Exons: 3
Coding region: 1-243 (80 amino acids)
Biological process (GO): translation; protein-RNA complex assembly
Cellular component (GO): ribosome; cytosolic large ribosomal subunit
Molecular function (GO): structural constituent of ribosome
Source: RefSeq, a predicted model, not a curated record
AUGCCUCGCGAAGUCUCCGAUAUCAAGCAGUUCAUUGAGAUCUGCCGCCGGAAGGAUGCCUCCUCCGCCCGGAUCAAGCGCAACCGUGUCUCCCAGCAGAUCAAGUUCAAGGUCCGCUGCGAGCGCUUCAUCUACACUCUUGUCCUGAAGGACUCCGACAAGGCCGAGAAGCUCAAGCAGAGCCUUCCUCCUGCCCUCAAGGUCGUUGACGUCUCCAAGGGUGACAAGAAGAAGUCCUUGUAA